AUGACAUAUUUUGACAAAAUGUUCAUCCUAUUAUUAGUGGUGUAAAUAUUCUUAAUAUUAUAAGAAAAGUACAAAGUUAAUGCUAAUUUUUAACAUUUAUGCCACUUAUAAAUCCAUCAGACCCUAAAGAAGUAUUUGAACAAAGCCUAUAGGAAGAAGUUGUUUAAGGCUAAAAGAAUGUAGGAUUUGGAGUUUGGAUUAAAUAUCAACCAUUUAUUGAUAUGACAGAUUUGAGUAUGUAUCCUAAUAUACUACAAUAGCCGAUAGGACUUCCUAAAUAGUUACAUCUACAAAUGGUUAAAUUAUUAUUCAGGGAGGAUAGUUUAUUUAUUCUAUGGAAUAAAGUGUCAAUAAGUUUAAAAUGGUAGUUGUUUCAAUUAAAAUUGAUACAACUGCCUAAACUAUAUAGCAUAAUAUAUUUUAUUCUUUUAAAUCAUCCAUAAAUACUUUAUCUUUUACAUUUGAUAGUACAAUUUAUGAAGGUUUAUGGGUGAUGUUUUAUGCAUAUUAUGAUUAGAUUUUAGGAAAAUCUACAUUCGGAUAUUAUAAUACUUUAGAAAACAUACCAUCAUAAACUAUAAAUGAUAUACCUCCUUUUGUAGUUCACAUAAAACAUAACAUAGGUGGGUUUUAUCAAUAUACAAAUUAAGAUGGAGCAAUUGUUGUAUUAAAUCAAUUUACUGGUUUCAUGUCUACUACAUUUACAACUAAAGAAGAAAAUAUGUUUUCAAAUCUUGCAUCUUGUGACAAUAUUCUUGAAUAUGAUACUUGUUAUGAUUAUUCAUACAUUGUAAGUGAAAAAAAUAAAGCAAUGAAUGGUAUAGAUAUUAUUAGAAUGUCAACAUAUUCAAUUAGAGAUCCUAGGUAUGUAUUGAAAGGAUGGCUUAUACUUGAAUAACUAAGCUAAGCAGAAUUAAAAACUGUGAUAUUUAGAAUAACAAUCAAUAAAGAUUAUAGUGAUGAUAUGUAUAUUGGAGAUAGGGAAGUUCAUCUUUAAUAUUUUUAAAGUAGUUUACCCUUUAGAAAUGGUUUUGAAAUUUCAACAUAUUCUUAUACAUUCCCAGCAAAAGGAAGGUAUAAGACAUAAGAAGAUCACAAAAUUACAAAAUUUGAAGAAUAAUUUUCAGAAUUAUUUAUAAAAUGGCAUUAUUUCUAAUAUGAAAUUGGAACUUAAAAUAAUAAUGGAAAACCUAUGCUCUCUUUAUAUUUUCCUACAAUUUAAUAACUUCAACAAUAUAAAUGGUCUCUACCUGUUAAACAUUUUACAGGAGUAGUGUAUUAUGUAUCUUUAGGAGGAGAUGAUUAUUCACAAAGAAUAAUGAAAGGAUAUGUGAGUGAUGUAGUAAUAGAAAUAUUCUGUUAACCAGUUGAAGCAUUAUUAAUUCCAUCAUGUCAUUAUACUUGUUUAACAUGUGAUGGUCCAACAUAAUAUAAUUGUUUAAGUUGUCCUGAUAAUAGUUUUAGAUAACUUUAAGAAACUGAAAAGACUUGUUUUUGUUAAUAGAGAUUUGUUGAUUAAGAUGGUUAAUAAGAAUGUAAAUCAAUUUAUUAGGCAUUUCCUCAUAUUACUAAAAGUGAAGUUGAAUUGAAAUGUUCAAAACCAGGAUAUAGUAAUUGUGUUAAUCAAAAUAUUGAAUGUAAUUUUGGAUAUUUUUAAUUUGAAUAAAAUUGCAUUUAAUGGUAAUAUAUUUGUCUAUUUUAGUCCAAAUUAUUUUGAUAUUUUUACUAGAACAACACUAGCAUGCUUUGAUUGUAUAAUUGAACCAAAGAAAUUUGCAAAAACACUUAAAUGUACUCAAGAUGCAUAAACUUAUCAUUCUCAAACUGAAUAUACGUUUACUAUUUCUAAAAGAAAUAUUAAUGAUGUUAGUUAUUUUGAAAUUACAAAGGAUGGAAAUAAAAACUAUACUAUUAAGUUAUGCAAAGGAUUUAUAGGGAAAGAUACUUGUAAAGAAGGAUAUUUUUAUGAAAAUAAUUAAUGCAAAUAAUGUUUAGAUGGUUGUUAAACUUGUAUUUCUAAUUAUAGAUGUAAUGAAUGUUUACCAGGUUUUUAUUCUGACUAUGAAAAAUUAUGUCAUAAAUGCCUUAAUUGUAAAACUUGUUUAUUAAAUAAUGGAAUUGUGUGGUGUAAUACUUGUUAUGGAACAUAAGAAUUAUAAUUUGGUAAAUGUAUAUCAUGUGGUGUUAAUUGUAAGAGUUGUAAUUCUAAUGGAUAUUGCAACUAUUGUAAUGGAUCACCCUCUUAAUAUUAUAUAUCUUUUGAUGGUAAAAAUUGUGAACAAUGUAAUAUUGAAAAUUGUAUUUAUUGUUUUCAAUAUAUGAUAAAUGGAGGAGUCUAUACUUCUACUUUAGAUAUUUAAUUUAAUAUAAUAAAUUUUGAUGUUAGAUAAGUGUUUUUAGGUUGUGCUUUGUGUAAAUAAAACUAUUAUUUUAAUUAAAGUACUUAAAAAUGUGAAUUGAAACCAGUUAAUGAAGAUUGUGAUUUUGCAUUAAUUUUAAAUGAUUCUACUCAAAAAUGUAUAAUUAGUUCAAAUAAUAAUGAUGCUGUCUAAUAUAUUGAUUGUCCAACUCUAUAAUUAUGUAAAUAAUGCAUUAAAAAUUAUAUUGAAAGUGAUAGUUUUUGUAUUUUAUGUGAAGAUGGCUAUUAUUCUGGUGUUUUAACAGGCUAAUGUUAAUAAUGUAUACAUACCUGUAAAACUUGUAUUCAAUAAAAUAAGUAAUAUCGUGAUUUCUGGAAAUGGUAAAUUAAAGCCUUUUAUCGAUUCUUUCUGAAUUCUAAUAAUGAUCAUUCUUUUGAAACCUAUGCUUCCACUAAUGCAGAAGCUGAUCUAGAAUUAAUAUGUACUUCAUGUUAAAUAGGAUAUGUUUUGCAUUUAAAUAAAUGCAUCAAGGAUUGUGAUGAAAACUGUAAAAAAUGUGAAAUUAUAAAUGAAAAAUCUAUUUGUGUUUAAUGUUAUGAAACUUCAUCAGGGUUUCUUAAAAGCUUAAAUGCUUUAGGUUCAUGUUUAACAUGUCCAUCUAAUUGUUUAGCUUGUUUAGAAAGAUCUUUAGAAGAUAUUUAUGCUAUAAAUCCUUAUUUUAUUUUAACUAAUUCAAAUGUCUAAUUUACUCGAAAAUGUUAUGAGAAGUCAAAUAAGAUUAAUUUAUAAGAAAACUAUUUUUAUGAUUACUUCACUUAGAUAAUAUCAAUUUGCAACUAAAAUAUUUAAUGUUAUAAUAAAAUUUAAAUUUAAUAAAAUAUCUUUUGUGAUGAGGAUGAUUAUUUUUACAAAGAAAGAGAAUCAAAUGAUGAAUUUUUUAUCUAAAAAAAUAUUAAGAUUAAUCAAUUUUUAGAUGAUACUUACUUUGGUUCAUUUGAAACAUCUUCUCUCUAUUAAUAUUUAAAUGAGAUAUCAGUUAGAUAUGUUGAAUAUUAAUUUACAUUUAUUUAAGGAAAUCAACCUAAUUGUCAGUUUAAAGAUGAAUUUAAAAUUUAUUCAACCUUAUAAUAAAAUGUAUUUGCUAUAUAAUAAGUUGAUUUAAUAUUAAUUGGAUAAAGUAAUCCAACCCAAAUAUAAGUUCCUAUUGAAUUUAAAAUUAGUAAUUAUACUACAGUUACUUUUCAAAAUAUCAAGUUUAACAUUGCAAAAAAUCAAGAUAUACUAAAUACUUACUCUAUUUUAUCUUUGUUUAAUAUGAAAUCGAAACUAAAUUUAAAAUUGAUAAACUGUGGUUUUAUUACUUAGAAUGAAACUGAUAAAAAUUAUUCUUUUACAAUCAAUUCAAAUAUUCCUUAUUCAUUAUAUAUAUAAGAUUUAAUUAUUUCUAACUUUUACAUUUACCAUUCUGAUAUUUUCACAUUAAAAGCUCAAUAAAACAUUAUAUAGAAUAUUAUUGAAAUACAUAAUGUUAUUAUAAAAGACUCUUAUUUUUUCAAUUCAACUUUCAUAAAAUAUUUAGCUCAACUGAAUGACUUAUCUUUAAAUUCAGAAAUUAGUGAAAUUUAAAUUAAAGAUACUAAAUUUAUAAAAUCAAAUUUUAUUUAUAGCAGCAGUUUAUUAAAUUAUACAAUUGGAUCAUUAGAUAUUAAUUCUAUUACUGUUGAAAAUACAAUGUUAAAAUGGAAUUCAAAUUUUCUUGUACUUUCUUGUGCUGAUUAGUCUCUAAUAUCUAACUUAAUUUUAAAUAACUCAAUUCUAGAUUUUGGUUCAAGCUUUUAUUCUUCAAACAUAAUAAAUCUUCAAAACAUUAUUAUCAAUAAUACAAGUAUUAUAAAUAGUAGUUUAAUAACUAAUAAAGUAGAUUAUACAAAGUCUAAUUAUGCAUUAUUAUCAUCAUCAAAUGUAUUUCUGAAGAAUUUAUAAAUUCUUAAUGUUUAAUAUGAAACUUAAUAGUAAAUUUUAGUAAUCAUUUAAUAUGAUGAAAUAAGUAGUUUAAAAUUUUCAUUAAUAGAAUUCAUAUUACAAAAUUGUUAAAUAACUUUUAAAAUUUAAACUUAGUAGAUUUCUUACGAAAAUUCAAUGAUUUAUAUUGAAUGUUAAAUUUGUUUUUUGGAAAAUAUUAAAAUAGUUAGAGGAUAUGGAUUACCAGAAAUAACUUUAAUGAAUUCAGAAAAAUUGGAUAUUAAAAAUUUAGUUAUAUCAUAAAAUUCAUAAUUUUUACCAAAAGCUCUACAUUCUUCUUUUGAAUGUGUAAAUUAAUUUGCUAUUUUAAAUAUGCACUUUUUCAUAUAUAUUGGAUAAUAUAAGGAUGUACUUAUUGAUUAAGUAAGUGUUUAAAAUUGCUUAAGCUUUAAUAGUCCAUUUAUUAUAUUCUAAGGAUAUGAUAUUAUGUAAAAGUUACUUACUGAAACAAUUAUUAUUUAAAAUAUCAAUUUUAUUGAAAAUAUUCUCAUUAUUUAUGAUUCAAAUCAGCAUACAUCUUUGAUUUCAAUUGAGUCUGAAUAAAAAUCGAAUAUCAUUUUAUCUCUUGCAUAUUUUGCUUACAAUCAUUUAAAUGAAUAUUUAUAGGAUUUAACUAGAGUUUCAGCUACAACAAUAUUCAUUACAUUAUAAUAAGGUAUAGUUUUAAUGGAUUAAUGUUAAUUUUUCUAAAAUAUUGUUACUAAUUCUAGUGAUGCAAUCCUUUAUAUUAAAUCAUCAACUUUGUAAUUAUAAAAUUCUUAAUUUUAAAAUAAUGGUUUUAUUAAUCUAUCUAAAAUUAGUAAGCAUAUACUAUUUUCACCAUCUUAAGAUUAAAAUAAGAUGGAUUACUCUUCCAUAUUUUAAAUUAAAUCUAAUGGAGGAAAUGGAUUAUUUAUUAUCCAAACCUUAAAUGUAAAUAAUAUUACUAUUAAUACAUCCUACUCAUAUAAUGGUGGAGGAUUUUUUAUUGCGACUCAAGGAGUAAGUACAAUAAAAAUAGCUAAUUCAUUUUUUUACAAUACAAUGUCUUCCUUAGAUGACUCAGUUUAUGCUAUAGGUGGAUGUUUAUUUAUUGAUGCAUCUUCUUCACAAAUCACUUUUAAAUUACAUGAUUCUAUAAUUGAUACAUCAUAUAGUCGUCAUGAUGGAGGAGUUAUUUAUAUUACUCCAUCACUCAGUUAUAAUUACAUAGACAUUUAUAAUUUAAUUGUAAGAGAAUGUUUUUCAUUUUAAAAUACAUUUUUCUCAUAUACUCUUUCUAAGAUAGAAACAAUUUAAUCAAAUGUUAUUUUUAAGAAUAUACAAUUUUAUACAACUGAAGAUGGUUUUUAAAAAUACUUUUCUUUAAUUUAAGAUUUAUCAGAAGAUGAUGCUUCAAAUAUUGCUCAUUCUAAUCCAAUGAUAUUUAUAUAAUAUGGAAACAUUAGUAUAAUUAAUUGUAGCUUUCUUUCUACUUUUAUGUAAUUCCUAAUUAAGAUUGAAUAAGCUGAAAAUAUUAUUUUUUCUAAUGUAAAAGUAAUUAAUAGUACUGUUUUAUAGUCACCAAUAUUCAAACUAAAUUUAAGAACAUGUAAUAAAUCAAUUAUAUUAUUAUUUAGAAUUUCGUGGAUAGUUAUAAAUUUCUAAUUUAUAAUUAACUAAUGUCAUUCAAUAAACAAAAAACUAUACCAAUUAUUGCACUUAAUUAAAUAGUACUUUUCAUUUUGAAUUGCAAUGUCCUUCUUAUUUACAUUAAAUUCCUUUAAAAUUGUAUGAAAUAGAUUAAACAAAAUAAAAAGAAAUGCAAUUAAAUUGUAAUUAACUCUUAAUAUACUCAAAUAAAUAAUUUAAUUACAGUUUAAUUGAAAUAGAUAACUUUAAUAUAACUCAUUAAUUAAAAGUUGCAAAAAUGGAGUUAUCAAAUAUUUUAUGUGAAAACUGUUAAUUUGGAAUAUUUAGAAUUCUUGAUAUUUACUAAUAGGAUAAAUAAAUAAUGAAGUUAUCUUAAAUUACUAUUAAAAAUAGUAGAUGCGGAAAUACAGGUUGUCUCUCAAUUAUAAAAAGUUUCAAUGAAUAAAUCUUCAAAAAGAAUUUAUUGGGACUGACUAGAAUACUUUAGUAACAUGAUUAUGAUAACCUAAAUUUUAAAUUAAACCAACAAAUUAAUAUUGAAGAUAGUUUAUUUUUUAAUAACACUUCAUUUUAUGGAGGAUCUAUAUUAAUAGUAGAACUUGGUACAUUAAUUAAGAAAUGCAUUUUUGAGAAUAAUUCAGCUUAAAUAGGAGGAGCUAUCUAUUAUUAUUCAUCAGAAAGUUAAAUUUUUCUUCUGGAUUCUUAAAUUAUACAAAAUUCUGCUAAAGUAGCUGGAGGAGUGUUCUUAAAUUAACAAUCUUUGUAAUUAACAAAGGAAUUAGAUUUUCAAUUGUUAAACAAUAAUUCCACUAUGUAUGGUUAAGAUGUGCUUGAAAAUCCUCGGUCAUUAACUCUUUCUAUAGAUGGAGGAUAAACACUAUUAUAAAAAUCAUAAGUUUAAGUAACUGAUAGCAGUAUUAUAGAGUAAAUUAUUAUUAAGCCUUAUAAAGUAUUAGGUUAUUCAUAAAAAAUGAUGUAUUUAACAUUCCCUUCUGGUAGAAUGAUUGGCACUUAUACAUAUUUUGAUUAAUAUACAUCUACUAUAAUUCCAUAUAAUCUAACAUUUAGGAUAAUAGCUUUAGAUAAGUUCAAUAAAUAAAAUAAAGGAUUAUCGAAUUCAUAUUGUACUAUAAAUCCUAUUGCCUUUAAUAUAUCUUCUCAAACUGAAGAACCUAAUGUUAAUUACAGUCUUUCUUAUUAAAAUGUUACAUUUAAUGAAACUUCUGGUGAUUACAAUUUAGAUAAUUUAGUAAUAUAUUUUAAACCAAAUUUAACUAAUAAUCUUGUUCUUAGAUUAUCUAUCGAAUGCAAUUAAAUAAUCAUCCCUUUAUAUAAUGAGGAACCUCCAUUUCAAAUCACUAAAAAUAUAANUACUCAAAUAAAUAAUUUAAUUACAGUUUAAUUGAAAUAGAUAACUUUAAUAUAACUCAUUAAUUAAAAGUUGCAAAAAUGGAGUUAUCAAAUAUUUUAUGUGAAAACUGUUAAUUUGGAAUAUUUAGAAUUCUUGAUAUUUACUAAUAGGAUAAAUAAAUAAUGAAGUUAUCUUAAAUUACUAUUAAAAAUAGUAGAUGCGGAAAUACAGGUUGUCUCUCAAUUAUAAAAAGUUUCAAUGAAUAAAUCUUCAAAAAGAAUUUAUUGGGACUGACUAGAAUACUUUAGUAACAUGAUUAUGAUAACCUAAAUUUUAAAUUAAACCAACAAAUUAAUAUUGAAGAUAGUUUAUUUUUUAAUAACACUUCAUUUUAUGGAGGAUCUAUAUUAAUAGUAGAACUUGGUACAUUAAUUAAGAAAUGCAUUUUUGAGAAUAAUUCAGCUUAAAUAGGAGGAGCUAUCUAUUAUUAUUCAUCAGAAAGUUAAAUUUUUCUUCUGGAUUCUUAAAUUAUACAAAAUUCUGCUAAAGUAGCUGGAGGAGUGUUCUUAAAUUAACAAUCUUUGUAAUUAACAAAGGAAUUAGAUUUUCAAUUGUUAAACAAUAAUUCCACUAUGUAUGGUUAAGAUGUGCUUGAAAAUCCUCGGUCAUUAACUCUUUCUAUAGAUGGAGGAUAAACACUAUUAUAAAAAUCAUAAGUUUAAGUAACUGAUAGCAGUAUUAUAGAGUAAAUUAUUAUUAAGCCUUAUAAAGUAUUAGGUUAUUCAUAAAAAAUGAUGUAUUUAACAUUCCCUUCUGGUAGAAUGAUUGGCACUUAUACAUAUUUUGAUUAAUAUACAUCUACUAUAAUUCCAUAUAAUCUAACAUUUAGGAUAAUAGCUUUAGAUAAGUUCAAUAAAUAAAAUAAAGGAUUAUCGAAUUCAUAUUGUACUAUAAAUCCUAUUGCCUUUAAUAUAUCUUCUCAAACUGAAGAACCUAAUGUUAAUUACAGUCUUUCUUAUUAAAAUGUUACAUUUAAUGAAACUUCUGGUGAUUACAAUUUAGAUAAUUUAGUAAUAUAUUUUAAACCAAAUUUAACUAAUAAUCUUGUUCUUAGAUUAUCUAUCGAAUGCAAUUAAAUAAUCAUCCCUUUAUAUAAUGAGGAACCUCCAUUUCAAAUCACUAAAAAUAUAACAAAUUAUAAAUUAUUAAUUGAUAUAAAAACAUUAAAAUGUUAAUUAGGUGAAUAUUAAAAUGAAACAACAGGUGGUUGUAUAUUAUGUGAUACAAUAUAAAAUUAAUAUUAAGUAAAAUGGAGUGCAUAAAAUUGUAAUUAUAAAGAUGAUUAAACUAUGAAAUCUAUAGAAUCUUCUAUGAUUGAAUUAAGAUCUGGUUAUUGGAGAGCAUAUUAUUAUUCUUAAACAAUAGAAUAUUGUUAUCAUUUAAUAUAAAAUUGUUAAGGAGGAUGGAAACCAGGUGAUUAAUCAUGUAUAUUAGGACAUAUAGGUGCAUUAUGUGAAUAAUGUGAUUUAUAUAAUAUAAUUGGUUAAGGUUCAUAUUCUGUAAGUUCUAAAUAUUCAUGUGGAAAUUGUGAUUAAAUUGCAUUUAAUAUCAUUACUAUUUUAUUAAUAAGUUUAUGGACUCUUAUUUCAACUUUGAUGUCUGUUAGUAGUACUGUUGAAAUGAUUGAUGAAUUUGUUAUUGGACUCAGAUUAAAAGCUUUUGGAGUAACUGUUGCCAUUAAAGAAGCUUCAACAGCUAUACUUAUAAAAGUGUUUACUAAUUAUUUAUAAAUUGUAUCUACAAUUUCUACUUUCCAACUUUAAGUUCCUAUCGGAUUGGCCUCAGUUGUUAAUAGUGUUGGCAAUCCUAUUGAAUCAAUGGCUUAUUCAUUAGACUGUUUCCUAGUAUCUAUUACUGACAUAUCAAUCAUUUAUUUCAGAAUAAUUUGGAGCCUAAUUAUGGCUGCUAUGUACAUUACGAUAUUUUUUGGGUUAGGUGGUGUUACUAUUCUAAUUAAACGUGCCAAGAUAGAUUUUUCUUACAUUUCUACUUCUCUCAUAUACUUAUUCAUUUAUUUAUAACCAAACAUUAUAGGAGGACUUAUUUCAUUAUUAUCCUAUAGAAAGAUUUCUGAUGAAUAUUGGAUCUAAGGUAAUGUAGCAUAUAGAUAUGAUACAAUAUCACAUGCCAAAUGGGUGAUUGGUUUUUGUUUUCCUCUUUUGAUUAUCUUUUGUUGUAUCCUUCCCUUUCUCUUAUGGUUUGGAGUACAUAAAAAUAAACAUUAAUUAGAUCUAACAAAAGUAAGAAGAACUUGGGGAUAUUUGUACAAUGAAUAUAAAACAAAUGCUUAUUAUUGGGAAACAAUUAAAAUUUUAUAAAAAGAGGUAAUAAUUAUUGUACUUGCAUAUUAUGAUGAUCACAUUGCAAUUAAAGCAUCUUUAGUAUUUUUAGUAUUAUUUGGAUAUAGCUAUAUGACAAUAUCAAAUAAACCUUAUAUGACUGGAUAAUUAAAUCAUCUAGACACUCAUUCUAUUGUAGUUUGUGCUGUUUCAAUCAUUUUGGGUAGUUCAAUAUAUACUGCUUAAUAAUAAAAUUUAUAAGAGAUAGUUUGGCCCUUUUAUAUUAUAAUUGGUAUUUUAAAUGGUUUGUAUAUUACUAAAAUGCUAUUAUAGAUUUUAUUUGCAUAUUUUAAAAAGCUAAAUGAUAAAAUUGAUAUUCUUAAAGGCUUUAUUACUAAGAAUUUUCCAAAAUUUGCCAAUUAACAUCCAUAUCUAAAGUAGAUCUUUGAAAGCCGUAAGACAUAAUAAAUAAGAAUCAAAGGAAGAUAUGCAAAAAUUCGAGAAUAUCUUUUCCCUUAAGCUAGAAAGAUAAUAGAGUUUAAAAAGUAUUAUUAUAUAUUUUUCUUUAAGGUAGAAUAACUUUGAAUUGCCCUGUAUGAUUGAUACUUAAAAAUCAUAAGAUAAAUAGAAUGAAAAUUAAGAAUUUGGUUAUGGAGAUAUAUAAAGUUUGAAUAGUCCCAAAUAAAGUGAAAUAAUUACUGAAAGACAAAAUUUAAAAACAUUAAUGAAGUAUCCAAAUAAUAUCUUGAAUGAGAGAUCAUCUGUUUUUUCGUUUCCAAGACCAGCUGGAAAUAGAAUACAUCCAGAAUCAGAUUUCGAAUUAGAAAGUGCAAGACAAAGUGCUGAUAGAUAGAUUAUUUGA
Molecule: messenger RNA, 10545 nt
Organism: Paramecium pentaurelia
Lineage: Eukaryota; Ciliophora; Oligohymenophorea; Peniculida; Parameciidae
Source: the annotation of a GenBank genome assembly